UCAGCUCCCUCCCGCACCCGCCCGGCCUCGGUCCUCCCGGCUCCUCCCGGCCAUGGGGAGCUGCGCGCGGCUGCUGCUGCUCUGGGGCUGCUCCGCGGUGGCCGCAGGACUGAGUGGAGUAGCUGGAGUGAGUUCCCGCUGUGAAAAAGCCUGCAACCCUCGGAUGGGAAAUUUGGCUUUAGGGAGAAAACUCUGGGCAGACACCACCUGCGGUCAGAACGCCACUGAGCUGUACUGCUCCUACAGUGAGAACGCUGAUCUGACUUGUCGGCAGCCCAAAUGUGACAAAUGCAAUGCCGCCCAGCCUCACGUGGCUCACCUGCCAGCUGCCAUGGCAGACUCAUCCUUCAGGUUCCCUCGCACGUGGUGGCAGUCCGCUGAGGAUGUGCACAGAGAAAAAAUCCAGUUAGACCUGGAAGCCGAAUUCUACUUCACUCAUCUCAUUAUGGUGUUCAAGUCCCCCAGGCCAGCAGCCAUGGUGCUGGACCGCUCCCAGGACUUUGGGAAGACGUGGAAGCCUUACAAGUACUUUGCAACGAACUGCUCGGCUACGUUUGGCUUGGAAGAUGAUGUUGUCAAGAAGGGAGCGAUUUGCACUUCGAGAUACUCCAAUCCCUUUCCGUGCACUGGAGGAGAGGUUAUUUUCAGAGCUUUGUCACCACCAUAUGAUGCAGAGAACCCUUAUAGUGCCAAAGUGCAGGAGCAAUUGAAGAUCACCAACCUCCGUGUGCAGUUGCUAAAACGACAGUCUUGCCCCUGUCAGAGAAAUGACCUGACCACAAAGCCUCAACAUUUUACACAUUAUGCAAUCUAUGAUUUCAUUGUCAAGGGCAGCUGCUUCUGUAACGGCCAUGCGGAUCAAUGCGUUCCUGUUGAUGGCUUCAGACCUGUCAAAGCCCCAGGAGCAUUCCAUGUGGUCCAUGGGAAGUGUAUGUGUAAGCACAACACAGCAGGCACCCACUGCCAACACUGUGCACCAUUAUACAAUGACCGCCCCUGGGAGGCAGCUGAUGGCAAAACAGGAUCUCCUAAAGAGUGCAGAACCUGCAAGUGCAAUGGGCAUGCUGAUGCCUGUCACUUUGACAUUAAGGUGUGGGAGGCAUCAGGUAAUCGUAGUGGGGGUGUCUGCAAUGACUGUCAGCACAACACAGAAGGUCAGCAUUGCCAGCGAUGUAAGCCAGGCUUCUACCGGGACCUCCGGAGACCUUUUUCUGCUCCAGAUGCUUGCAAAAAGUGUUCCUGUCAUCCAGUGGGAUCAGCUGUCCUUCCUUUCAGCUCAGUGACCUUCUGUGACCCCAGCAAUGGUGACUGCCCUUGCAAGCCUGGGGUGGCAGGGCCACAUUGUGACAGGUGUAUGGUGGGGUACUGGGGCUUUGGAGACUAUGGCUGCAGGCCCUGUGACUGCGCAGGGAGCUGUGACCCACUCACAGGCGAUUGCAUCAGCAGCAGCACAGACAUGGACUGGUAUCAUGAAAUUCCUGACCUCCAUUCCAUGAACAAUAAAAGUGAACCAGCCUGGGAGUGGGAGGGUGAGCAAGGAUUUUCUGCACUUCGACACUCAGGUAAAUGUGAAUGUAAAGAACAGGUGUUAGGAAACCCCAAGGCAUUCUGUGGAAUGAAAUAUUCAUAUGUGCUAAAAAUAAAGAUUUUAUCAGCUCAUGACAAAGGAUCUCAUGCUGAGGUCAAUGUGAAGAUAAAAAAAGUCUUAAAAUCUACCAAAUUGAAAAUUUUACGAGGAAAACGAACAUUAUAUCCAGAAUCGUGGACUAACAGAGGCUGCACUUGUCCAAUCCUCAAUCCUGGUUUGGAGUACCUUGUGGCAGGACAUGAAGAUGUAAGAACAGGCAAAUUAGUCGUGAAUAUGAAAAGUUUUGUCCAGCACUGGAAGCCAUCCCUUGGAAGAAAAGUGAUGGAUAUUUUAAAAAGAGAGUGCAAGUAGCAAUAAAGGUAUAUAGCACAUAAUGGCACUUCUCUAUGUGAAACACAAACUUCAUGGAAAGGAGACCUCAAAAAUGAAACUGGAAUUUUUUAAGUGCCAAAACAUAUAGAAAUGUUCCAAUGCAUAGGCCUUGUCUAACCUGACUCUUUGGGAGGCCAUGUUUAAAUACAGUUUGUUUCAUAAAGACAAAUGAAAACUCCUAUGCUGAUACCUGGUUUCUAUGGGACUGAUUCUGAAAUUCGUAACUAUUAAGAGUUUUUAACAGCAGUGUGAUAUUUAGCAGUAAUCCAUUAAGGGCAGUACAUCUAACAAGGACUCCUUCCAGCUUCAGAUAAGUUACUUAUAUUUGUGCUACUUAAAGCAAUUAAGGAGAUUUUAAGGACUCCCCAACCCUACUAUCAAAAAAGGUUUUUCUUAAAAAAGAGCCUUUCUUUGCGUGAUGUGUGUGAACUUUGGUCUGUGGGGUGUUAAAUGGAACCUCUCCACAUGUAUAUAGUAUUUCCUUGUAUAAAGCACUUUACUACCUACCACUUGUGUUGUGAAAGUUUGGAAACCGUUGUUGACAGAAAGAAAAAUAAAGGGCGUGUAAGAAAACCUACUGAAACAGAAGCACUGCCACUACAUGUGGACAAAAGGAAGUUGUACGUUUUAGCUCUGAACACUUGGGGAAAAAAUAUGUGAAGAUACAACCUAAAAGAACAUGUUUGCAUAUCAAAUCUCAGCUUCAGGCUAGAGGUUAGAUUCCACAGAUACCAACCAUGAUGAAAAAUUUUUUAAAAACUAAACAAGAUGAGACUUUAAAAUUAGAGGAAGAAGAAAUCAUAAGUGUAGAGAUAUGCUUGGAUAAAGAGGAAAUUGACUUUAAAUUUUUAAAAGCUCAUUUAUUUGCAAUGCACUUGUAAACACUGCAAAAAUUAUUAUAGACACAGAAUUUGUUUUAUUUUUGUGUUUAGUAUUUAAACCUGAACGUUGAGACAGUUUUCUCCUUAUCUUUAUUAACAAUAUAUGGUCAUUAUAUUUGCUCACUUUUUUGACACAAUGUAUGUGAUAGUUCACCAAACUACAGUCUUCAUUAUUAUUCAUCUGUACCCAUG
This is a messenger RNA of Leopardus geoffroyi (Geoffroy's cat), 3033 nucleotides long. It is a transcript of the gene NTN4, whose product is annotated as netrin 4. Gene Ontology annotation, cellular component: laminin trimer. The record is from RefSeq and is a predicted model, not a curated record. The coding region runs from base 53 to 1939 and encodes 628 amino acids. Gene Ontology annotation, biological process: cell migration; basement membrane assembly; substrate adhesion-dependent cell spreading. NCBI's taxonomy places the organism in Eukaryota, Metazoa, Chordata, Mammalia, Carnivora, Felidae. The transcript is spliced from 10 exons. Gene Ontology annotation, molecular function: protein binding.